Molecule: messenger RNA, 3417 nt
Organism: Closterium sp. Yama58-4
Lineage: Eukaryota; Viridiplantae; Streptophyta; Zygnematophyceae; Desmidiales; Closteriaceae
Source: the annotation of a GenBank genome assembly
AUGCCACACGGCGAGGAUGCGACGACCGCGCCGGACGACGCGCCAACUGGUCAACGAGCGGCCGCGGAAGGCGGCGAGCCGAGCGGACACAGUCCCGGAUGGGGCUCGCCGGUGUGGCAGGCGGACAGCGACGCGGAGGAGGAGGAUUCGGCGCGGAGCGGGAAGGCGGCGCGAAAGUCGUCAAUCUCGCACAUCCUCACUCCCGACGGCAAAGCCUUCAGGCCACAUCGGAUCAUCCUGGUGCGGCAUGGGCAGAGCGAGGGCAACGUGGACGAGGCGGCGUACACACGCAUCCCCGACUCAAAGAUCGCGCUCACUCGCAAGGGGUGGGAGCAGGCGGUGGAGAGGGGGAGGAAGCUGCGCGAGCUGAUAGAGGCGGAUGGGGAGGAGGACUUCAAGGUCUACUUCUACGUCUCGCCCUACACGCGCACUCUGCAGACACUCAGGGGCGUGGGGUUGGCGUUUGAGAGGGAGAGGAUAGCGGGUGUGAGGGAGGAGCCCCGCAUCCGCGAGCAAGACUUUGGCAACUUUCAGGACAGGGAGAAGAUGAGGAGGGAGAAGAAGGUGCGGCUGAGCUACGGGCGCUUCUUCUACCGCUUCCCCGACGGCGAGUCCGCUGCUGACGUCUACGACCGCGUCACAGGCUUCCGAGAGACACUAAGAGCGGACAUAGACGUGGGGCGGUUUCAGAGGGAGGAGGCAGCAGCGCGCAACAUGAACCUUGUGCUGGUGUCGCACGGGCUCACCCUGCGCGUCUUCCUCAUGCGGUGGUACAAGUGGACUGUGGAGCAGUUUGAAGGGCUCUACAACUUCCCUAAUGCUGGAUGCAUGAUCAUGCAACUUGGUCCUGGAGGCAGGUAUAGCUUGCGUAUGCACCACAGCAGGGAGGAGCUGAGGGCGUUUGGGAUGACAGAGAGCAUGAUCGACGACCAGGAGUGGCAAAUCACGGCCAAGCCAGGGGACUUGAAUCCGUGCUGGCUGACAUCAGGGGCGGGGUUCUUUGACCACUUUGAUGAGAACGAGGAGUGUGGCAUCCAGCGGAAUUACAUACGAAACGGAAACUCGCGGAAGAAUUCUCACCGCCGCCAGGCGCGCAGAUUGCCGCCUGGCCUCGCUCUCCCCGCCGCACUCGUUCCGCUUCUCAUCCCCGCGCCGGCCAUGGCGUCGACGGCCUUCCCCUCGCUCUCCUCCACUGUAGCCCCGCCGCCCUCAGCCCUCUGGUCCGCCAAACUCUCCGCGCCGUACCCGACGAACGCGCCGUGGCAAAACUUCGUGUUGGGCCAGGGUGGCAGCCCGGAGCUCGUGAGCCCGUACGUCGUGCAGAGCGGCGACGGGCGCGUCGCGUGGGGGAUACCAGUGCGCAACGCGCAGCCGGCAUACAUCAUCCAGGCGUUCAUCACCAACCUCAUGCUCUCCACGCUGCAAGGCCUUCCGCCGCACCAGGUCUCCGCCUACGACGAUCUCUCCGUUACCCUCUCCUUCCGCCAGCCCUCCGCCGCGCCCUCCUCGCCCCCCGCGCUCGUGGUUCCGCUGGUGCGCGGGUCCCCCUAUUUGACUUUCAUAUUCCCCCAGGGCGGGCCCCCCGCGACGCCCGUGCUCAAGACGAUCCACGCGAUUCUGAGCGUAGAGGCGCGCGGCGACAGCAAGUACCGCGUCGCGCUCAACAACGGUCAGACGUGGUUGGUGUACCUGUCGUCGCCGCUGGCGCUUCGGCAGGAUGGAUCGUCGAUCGUGGCGGGCGCGCCCUUCACGGGAACGAUGCGCAUCGCGCUGCUGCCGGGGAAAUCCCCACAGCGCGAGGAGGCGCUGCUCGACGCGCACGUGGCGACGGUGCCGGUGGGCGGGCGCGCGCGGGUGGGCGCGUUCCGCAUCAAGUUAAGCUGGCGCACGCAGCAGUGGCGCAAGCUGGCUCCCGGCGACUCCAAGACGCCACUUCUCAUGCUGUCGCUGCCAGUGCACCGGCGCCUGCGAGUGUUUGCGCACAACCCCACCCCAGCCACCGCCCUCCGCCGCCACCGCAGCCUCUCCCCUUCUGAUGACGGCACGGCCGCCAUGCGCGUCUCCGCUGACCCCGCGCCGGCCGGCCUCUCCUCCACGCGCGCUGACGGCGGGUGGGGCGAUUCGGGUUCCGGCGCAAGCGACCCGGCCGCGUCGAACCAGGCAGCCAUGGCAUGGACAUCCGCGUCGUCGUCAGCGUCACAGGCGGCGCAAGAUACGGUGCUGUCAUACCCCACCAUCGACGGACGUGCAAUAGGCGUGAAAGGCGCCAUGUGGGAACUCAAAGUGCCUAAGAGGCCCACGACGUGGCACUCUCCCAAACUCUCGUCCGACCCGCAGUUGACGGACGCGCUACGGGCGAGUCUGAAGCAGGACGUCGCGGCGCUGCCACCGCUCACCACGGCCUCGACGUACUUCUUCGGCAAGGCCGCGGCGCGCGCGGCGCGCCUCGCGCUGAUCGCGGAGCAGGUGCACGACGACGGCAGCCUCGCCGCGGUCCUUCCGCCGCUGCGCGCCGCGCUGACCGCCUGGCUGGAUGGAACCUUCCCCGGAAACCGCCUGCUGUACGAUCCCACGUGGGGCGGCGUGGUUAGCGAAGCCGGGUCGCGCGACAAGGGCGCGGAUUUCGGCCUAGGCAUGUACAACGACCAUCACUUCCACUACGGCUACUUCGUCUACGCAGCCGCGACCGUCGCGAAAUUCGAUCCGAUGUGGGGUAACCGGUAUCGCGCGCAGCUCGCGGCGCUCGUCGCGGACUACAUGUCGGUGAACCGAACCGCGGCGUUCCCAAGGCUGCGCCAUUUCGACGCGUACGCGCUGCACUCAUGGGCGAGCGGGAUAUUCGACUUUGCAGACGGGCGCAACCAGGAGAGCUUCAGCGAAGCCGCGAACGCCUACUACGCCGCGUCGCUCCUCGCGUUCACCUUCGGCGACCUCCCAUUGGCCACGCUCGGCGCCACGCUGGCAGCAGUGGAGGCCGUCGCGGGGCAGACGCUCAUGCAGGUGCCGGUAAAGGGAAGCUCCGCGUCCCCCGCGCCGUCGCUGUCGCCCGCGUACGAGCCGGUAUUCGCGGACGCGAAUCGCAUGCUGGGCAUGGUGUGGUCCACGAAGCGCGAUGCGGGACUGUGGUUCGCGACGCCUGCUGAGCUGGACAAGCGCGUGGGCAUCCAGGUGCUGCCCAUCACGCCCUUCCUCGCGCACCUCUUCCCGGAUCGCGCGUACGCGCGGCAGCUGGUGGAAUGGGCGCAGCCGGUGCUGAGCGGGAGCGGAGUGACGGACGAGUGGCGGGGCUUCGCGUGGGCGCUGCAGGCGCUGUAUGAUCCCCAGGGGGCGCGGAGUCGAAUCGGCGCGCUGAGCGCUUUUGACGACGGCAAUUCCAAGACGAACAUGCUCUGGUGGCUCGCUUCCAACACGCCGUAG